UUUCCUUGUGCCCCCCUUUGAGGCUUUGACAAACAAAUAAUCGAGACAUUUUACCAUUUUCUGUGGCUUUCCAGCAUUCACCUUUCUAUCCAAACGGAUUGAUUAUUUUCUGGAAUCCUAACAGAAUGAGGUGGUCCAGCUUAGCUCCAUUGCAGAAGGCACAGGUUCCAUUUAUAGUUUGCAAGAAAAGAGAAAGAGAAAGGGAUCAAAAGCAAGCCUAUAAAGUUAUUGAAAUCACCCCACCUCCCAAACAUCUUGGUACCCGUUGCUUUCCUCCUAACCUUCAGUGUGGAGAGAGUGUGACUAUUGAAGGACAAACUUACACAAUCUCAGCCGUUACGCACAGGUAUCACCUCCGAAAGGGAAAAUACGAACCCAGCGAGAAGAGGCUUGAUGUUCUAUCUACUGGAAGACACAUUUUGAACUUGUAUUUUGAAAAUUUGCUGCAGAAAUCAUAAUUUAUUUGGAACAGGAUUAAGAAAAAAAAAAUGUAAUUAAUAGUCUAAAGCUCUAUAAUCCUUGUAAACCAUAAUCUUCGAUUGACUAAUUAUGAAUUAUUGUGUUUGAGGUGGA
Molecule: messenger RNA, 573 nt
Organism: Chenopodium quinoa (quinoa)
Lineage: Eukaryota; Viridiplantae; Streptophyta; Magnoliopsida; Caryophyllales; Amaranthaceae
Exons: 3
Coding region: 126-458 (110 amino acids)
Source: RefSeq, a predicted model, not a curated record